GGUUCGCAUCGUGGGCACGGACGUGACAUGAGGGGUGCUUUAUCUUGCUUGUGAUGUGGGGUUUCCAGAAGGCCGUCUCUUGAACAGAGGCAGAGCGGAAUUCCCUUAUUAAUAGCGAGUACAUACGAGCGAGGAGGACGUAUUUUAUUUUUCUUCUUUUCCUCCGCCAGAGCAGAAGAAAGCGAAGUACCUCAUCUCACAAUUCCCGCGAACAUGACGGUUCCAAAUAUCGCACAUCAUGGCGGCAGCGGUCGAGCUGCUCACGAAGCCCCGAAUGGAGGAGUGUCGAACGGCGACGGCGAAGACGUGUACGACCUGAUAUGCGUCGGCUUCGGCCCGGCCUCACUAGCGAUAGCGGUGGCCCUGUAUGAUCGGGAGCUGCCCGUACGGGUCCUCUUCCUCGAGCGGCAGCCGUUGUUCGCAUGGCACAGCGGAAUGCUCCUCCCGGGCACGCGGAUGCAGAUCUCGUUCAUGAAGGACCUCGCCACUCUGCGGAAUCCCCGGUCGGAGUUUACAUUCCUCAACUACCUCCACCGCAAGAAGCGCCUGGUGAGCUUUACCAACCUGGGCACCUUCCUCCCGCUACGCGAGGAGUACAACGACUACAUGUCCUGGGCGGCCAGCCACUUCACCGACUGCGUCCGCUACAGCACCGACGUGCUCUCUGUCUCCGCGGUCGCCUCCCCCGGGCCCGUGCGGUCCUGGUCUAUCCUGACCACGCACCUCACCACCGGCCUUCCGCACACCUUCCGCACACGCAACGUUGUACUCGCCGUCGGCGGCCGCCCCAAAUACCCCAGCACCAUCGCGCCCUCCCUCCCGCACCCGCGCCUCCUGCACUCAUCGCACUACUCCACCACGAUCCGCACGCUCCUCCCGUCGCCAGACGGGCAGUACCGCGUCGCCGUCGUUGGCGGGGGCCAAUCCGCGGCCGAGAUCUUCCACGACCUGCAGACGCGGUACCCCAGCGCGCGGACAUCCCUCUUCAUCCGGGCGCACGCUUUGAAGCCCAGCGACGACUCCCCCUUCGUCAACGAGAUAUUCGACCCGGAGCGGGUAGACACGGUAUUCUCGCUGGCGCCGGAGGCGCGCAAGAAGGCGCUCGCAGAGGAUAAGGCGACGAACUACUCUGUCGUUCGCCCUGCCCUGCUCGACGAGAUGUAUUCCCACCAGUACGCGCAGCGCCUGCGCGAGAGCGACGAGCGGAUGUGGGCGCAUCGCAUACAUCCGCUAAGGGAGGUCGUGGGGGUCGAGAACGUGUCGGACGCGGACGGGGAUGGGGAGGGGGAGGGGGUCGUACUAAAGCUUAGGAAUACGCGCACCGGAGAGUGCAGUAACUCCGAGGACGCAUACGAUGCCGUCAUCUUUGGGACGGGGUAUGAGAGGGAGACGCAUCUGACUAUGCUGAAGCCUGUGAAGGCCAUCAUGAAAGAUGGGCAGUGCAGUGUGGACCGUCAAUACCGCGUGGUGUUUAGGGAGGGCGCUGUGGCAAAGGACGCAUGCGUGUUCCUGCAGGGGUGCUGCGAGGAGAGUCAUGGUUUGAGCGAUAGUCUCCUCUCGAUUCUGGCGGUCAGAGCUGGCGAGCUGGUUGAUUGUGUUUUUGGGGCGGAGGGAGAGCCAACGAAUGGUACCCAGAGACAGGCGAAGCGGAGGAGGUGAUGGGCCGGCCAGCCAGGAAGAUGCGGGACGUGAUGGGAAAGUUAUAUUGUAUUCCGAGAGUAGAGGUAUUGGGUUGUCGCUGGAGUUUUGUGCUUU
Tricharina praecox is the source of this 1755-nucleotide messenger RNA. Its product is annotated as L-ornithine 5-monooxygenase. Gene Ontology annotation, biological process: intracellular iron ion homeostasis. NCBI's taxonomy places the organism in Eukaryota, Fungi, Ascomycota, Pezizomycetes, Pezizales, Pyronemataceae. The record is from RefSeq and is a predicted model, not a curated record. The transcript is spliced from 2 exons. Bases 214 to 1659 code for a protein of 481 amino acids.